Drosophila biarmipes is the source of this 1230-nucleotide messenger RNA. RefSeq names its product serine/threonine-protein phosphatase alpha-3 isoform (gene PpN58A). Gene Ontology annotation, cellular component: nucleus; cytoplasm. The coding region runs from base 178 to 1131 and encodes 317 amino acids. NCBI's taxonomy places the organism in Eukaryota, Metazoa, Arthropoda, Insecta, Diptera, Drosophilidae. The transcript has a single exon. The record is from RefSeq and is a predicted model, not a curated record. Gene Ontology annotation, molecular function: protein serine/threonine phosphatase activity.
AAAAUCUAAGGAUGUUUGCGAUUAACUUCAAGACACUAAAGACAAGAAAAGUGGGAGCUACACCCUUUAUAAAAAAAUCAAGUAAAAAGCAUAAAUAAUUUACACAGAGACAAGGAGAAACACCUUCCGAAACGCCACCAAAAUUCCAAAUUGCCGAAGAGAACGCCUCGAGCGAAAAUGAUGAAGAGGUUACUGGCCAGAAACAGCAAGAAUCGGGGUCUCAAGUUCGAUGAGGGAAUGAAUCUGGACCAGAUAAUCGCCAAACUGAAGCUGGUUGGGGAACUGGGCUCCGCGGUUCAGAUUUCCGCCCGGGACAUAGAGUGGGUGUGCGUGAGGGCGAGGGAGGUGCUCCUGGCACAGCCCACCCUAUUGGAGCUGUCGGCUCCCAUAAGCCUGCUGGGCGAUAUCCACGGACAGUACCUCAAUCUGCUGCGGUACUUCGACUCGAACGGCUAUCCGCCGGACUCGAAGUACCUGUUCCUGGGCGACUAUGUGGACAGAGGCAAGCAGUCCAUCGAAACGCUGACCCUGCUGCUGGCCCUCAAGGCGCGGCAUCCGAACAAGUUCUUUUUGCUGCGGGGAAACCACGAGUGCGCCAGCCUGAAUCAGUUCUACGGGUUCUUCGACGAGUGCAAGAGGCGCUACACGGUGAAGCUGUGGCGCACCUUUGUCGACUGCUACAACUGCAUGCCCCUGGCGGCGAUCAUCGAGGACAACAUUUUCUGCUGCCACGGCGGCCUGAGUCCCAGCCUGUUCAGCAUGAACCAGAUCCGGAAGAUCCAGAGGCCCCUUGAAAUCCCCGAGUCCGGCUUGGUCUGCGACAUCCUGUGGUCCGAUCCGGACCUGAGGAUCAUGGGCUGGGGUCCCAACGAGCGGGGCGUGAGCCACACCUUCGGCUCGGACGUGGUCAGCGCCUUCCUGCACCGCUUCAACCUGAACCUCAUCUGCCGGGGUCACCAGGUCGUGGAGGACGGGUACGAGUUCUUCGCCAAGCGGCAGCUGAUCACCAUCUUUUCCGCCCCCAACUACUGCGGGGAGUUCGACAAUGCCGGGGCCAUGCUGUGCAUCGAUGAGGAUCUGCUCUGCACUUUCCGGGUCCAGAGGCCCGUGGGCAUGGAGCAGAAGAAAUGAUUGGAUAUAGUUUGUUCAGGGAGAAGAUUUUUAAGGUCCCGUCCAUUGUUACACUGUCAACUUAAGCGUUUUUAUUAAAUAAUACAUCAUAACAUUUUA